This is a messenger RNA of Puntigrus tetrazona (Sumatra barb), 1414 nucleotides long. It is a transcript of the gene slc25a20, whose product is annotated as solute carrier family 25 member 20. Bases 110 to 1012 code for a protein of 300 amino acids. Gene Ontology annotation, molecular function: O-acyl-L-carnitine transmembrane transporter activity. NCBI's taxonomy places the organism in Eukaryota, Metazoa, Chordata, Actinopteri, Cypriniformes, Cyprinidae. Gene Ontology annotation, biological process: carnitine transmembrane transport; mitochondrial transport. Gene Ontology annotation, cellular component: mitochondrial envelope. The record is from RefSeq and is a predicted model, not a curated record. The transcript has 9 exons.
AAACGGUUCCGGGUGUGUAUGUGGGUGAAAGGUCGCGUUUGAAACCGAGGGGACUCAGAAAUCACCUGUCCGUCCGUCCUGAGUGAGCUGAGACCGGACCGAGCUGAACAUGUCCAAGCAGCAGCAGAUCAGUCCCGUGAAGAACUUCUUCGCCGGAGGUUUCGGGGGAGUGUGUUUAGUGUUCGCCGGACACCCGCUGGACACCAUCAAAGUUCGACUGCAGACGCAGCCCCUGCCCGGUCCAGGAGAGACUGCUCUGUACCGCGGGACGCUCGACUGCUUCAGGAAAACGCUGGCCAAAGAGGGGGUCCGAGGGCUGUAUAAGGGCAUGGCGGCGCCCAUCAUCGGAGUCACGCCCAUGUUCGCCAUCUGCUUCUUCGGCUUCGGACUCGGCAAGAAACUGCAGCAGAAAACCCCAGACGACAUCCUGACGUAUCCACAGCUGUUUGCCGCAGGGAUGCUGUCAGGAGUCUUCACUACAGCCAUCAUGGCUCCUGGAGAGAGGAUCAAGUGUCUGCUGCAGAUCCAGGCGGCGUCGGGGAAGGUGAAGUACACGGGACCAAUGGACUGCGCCAAGCAGCUGUACAGAGAGAACGGCAUCCGCGGCGUCUAUAAAGGAACCGCUCUGACGCUCAUGAGAGAUGUGCCGGCCAGUGGGAUGUACUUCAUGACAUACGAGUGGCUGAAGAACGCGCUCACGCCGGAGGGCAGGAGCCCAUCGGAGCUCAGUGUUCCCAGUGUGCUGUUUGCUGGUGGGAUGGCGGGGAUCUUUAACUGGGCCGUGGCGAUUCCUCCAGACGUGCUGAAGUCUCGCUUCCAGACGGCUCCAGAGGGCAAAUAUCCCAACGGCUUCCGGGACGUCCUGCGAGAGCUGAUCCGGGAGGAGGGCAUCGGCUCGCUCUAUAAAGGCUUUAAUGCAGUGAUGCUGCGAGCGUUUCCAGCGCACGCGGCCUGUUUCCUGGGCUUUGAAGUGGCCAUGAAGUUCCUGAACUGGCUUGCUCCAAAUCUGUGAUCCAGAGGAACCGGAGCGGAUGUGAGACGCCGCACGGAUCGAUACGGAUCGCUCCAGACAGACCGUAGCAAGUUAAUGAAUGUCUCGCUGCUUUAUGAUUUAUUGGAGAGGAUUUUAAUCUGUAAUAGUCAGUGCCUUAUAACAGACUGUGAACCGAUUUCUGCCUUCAGGGAAACUGAAUGUUUAUAAUGUAAAUCAAACCCUUUAACAGCUAGCAAACCUCUGUCUGUACAUUAGCAUUUAUCCGUUUACAGCCUCGUCUGCCUUCAGCCCUCACGACAGGAAUUACCUACACAGUCAAGGCCUGUUUUAAUUGUUUUGUUCAUUAUGUUUAAUUAACGUUAUAUCAUCCACAUCAUGUACAUAAAUAAAUGUAUAUUGAUCAUUUUCGUAUGAUCUUGA